Molecule: messenger RNA, 4531 nt
Organism: Larimichthys crocea (large yellow croaker)
Lineage: Eukaryota; Metazoa; Chordata; Actinopteri; Sciaenidae
Gene: vars2
Product: valyl-tRNA synthetase 2, mitochondrial
Exons: 30
Coding region: 372-3602 (1076 amino acids)
Biological process (GO): valyl-tRNA aminoacylation
Cellular component (GO): cytosol
Molecular function (GO): aminoacyl-tRNA deacylase activity; valine-tRNA ligase activity; ATP binding
Source: RefSeq, a predicted model, not a curated record
CGAUAUAUGUGUUAAUCUAUGCUUUAAGGGGGAAAUAACUGUUUAGAACAAUUGUUUAUGUUUUUUAAAGAAUUACCGGAGUGAAAAAUGUCUUUAGAAUAAAUAAAAACCAAAGGGAGAACAAAUCCUGAAGGUGGCAGUAAUGUUGCUGUUAAACCCCGAAGAAGAAGAAGAUUAGUUCCGGUUCAAGAAAAGGGUUCCUCAUGCUGAGAUUAAAAGAAAAACAACAUCAGAAUAAUAUAAAAUGAAACAGUUAUAAUAUGAGGAUAUACAGUGAGUUAAUGUUUACAUGUAGUGUUAAGUAGGAACCAUACAGAAAUGCACUUUCCAGGGUUUACAACGAGGAAGCAGCUGAGUUAAAGGUCGUGCACAUGCUGCUGAGGAUGUGGCGGGCAGGUCAGCUCCUGAGGCUGACAGGCAGAGGAGGCAGACUCUGCUCCUCCUCCUCCUCUUCAUCUUCAUCUUCAUCUUCAUCUUCAUCUCAGUCAAACUCCUCUCUGCGGCCCCAGAAAGAGAAACAGAGGCGAAGACGAGAGCGAGAUGAGGCCAUACUGUCAAAGCAACCCAGUGCUGCUGAAGACGAAGCAGUGACCUGGAGCGAGAAGCAGAAGAUCGUGUACACCGCUCAGACACCUGCUGGGACAAAGAAAGACACCAGUUUGCCGUUCCCAUCCGAAUACAGUCCAGAUUAUGUGGAGGCCAGCUGGUAUCAGUGGUGGGAGAAAGAGGGAUUCUUCAGACCAGAGCAACACGAGACGUUACCUCACUCUGUGGAUCGGACCUUCUCUCUGUGUAUUCCUCCUCCAAACGUGACGGGAACUCUGCACAUAGGCCACGCUCUGACCGUCGCUGUGGAAGACGCUCUGGUUCGAUGGAGAAGGAUGCAAGGCCACAGAGUGCUGUGGGUCCCUGGAUGUGACCAUGCAGGUAUCGCAACACAGGCCGUGGUGGAGAGGAAGCUCCUGAGAGAACAAGGGAAGCGCAGACACGACUUCACCAGACAAGAGUUUCUGCAGCAGGUGUGGAAAUGGAAGAACGAGAAAGGAGACGAGAUCUACCACCAGCUGAGGAGGCUUGGGGCGUCUCUGGAUUGGAGCAGAGCGUGUUUCACAAUGGACCCAGAUUUCAGCCGGGCUGUAACUGAGGCCUUCGUCAGGCUGUGUGACUCCGGUCUGAUUUAUCGCUCGGAGGGUUUGGUCAACUGGAGCUGUGCUCUGGAGUCUGCCAUCUCUGACAUAGAGGUGGAUUCGAAGGAGCUCUCUGGACAGACAGCGUUGUCUGUUCCUGGUUAUGAAAACAAAGUGGAGUUUGGAACGAUGCUCACCUUUGCGUACCCGAUAGAUGGACAGGAUGGAGAGGUGGCGGUGUCCACCACCCGUCCCGAGACUAUGCUGGGAGACGUGGCUAUAGCCGUCCACCCUGACGAUCCUCGAUAUCAGGCUGUUCACGGGAAGCACUGCAGACACCCCUUCACCCACAGGCUCCUGCCCAUCAUCACUGAUUCCCUGGUGGACAUGGAGCUAGGAACUGGCGCAGUGAAGGUGACUCCUGCUCACGACCACACCGACUUCCUGCUGUCACAGAGACACUCGCUGCCGCGCCUCACCGUGAUCGGAGGAGACGGCACCAUGACGCACCCCUGUGGACAAUGGCUGGAGGGAGUGAAGCGUUUUGAUGCCCGGCAGCUUGUUGUGGACGCUCUGGUUGAGAAGAAGCUGUUCAGAGGAAAGAAGAGUCACGCAAUGACUUUACCCGUCUGCAGUCGCUCAGGAGAUAUCAUCGAACCUCUUCUAAAGAAGCAGUGGUUCGUCCACUGUGAGGAAAUGGCUAAAAAAGCCGUACAGGCUGUGGAGGACGGACAGCUGGAAAUCAUCCCGCACUUCUACACCAAGACAUGGAAGAACUGGUUGUCCAACAUCAGCGAUUGGUGCGUUUCCAGGCAGCUUUGGUGGGGUCAUCAGGUCCCUGCUUACCAAGUGGAGCUUCCUAAUCCUACUGACAGACACGAGGAGCGUUGGGUUUGGGGACGGAGCGAUGACGAGGCCCGACAGAGAGCUGCUGUCAAAUAUGGAGUGAAGCCGGAAGACGUCACUUUGACUCGGGACCCUGACGUCCUGGAUACGUGGUUCUCCUCUGGGUUGUUUCCCUUCGCCAUGCUCGGCUGGCCUAAGCAGACCGCCGACCUCCAGCGCUUCUACCCCAACUCCAUCCUGGAGACGGGCAGCGACCUGAUAUUCUUCUGGGUUGCAAGGAUGGUGAUGCUCGGUACAGAGCUGACAGGACAGCUGCCUUUUAGACAGGUUCUACUCCACUCUCUGGUGAGAGACAAACACGGCAGGAAAAUGAGCAAAUCUCUGGGAAAUGUCAUCGACCCAUUAGAUUUCAUACACGGAGUCUCUCUGGAGAGACUUCAAGAGAAAGUGAAGGAGGGGAACCUUGACCCCAGGGAGCAACUGGUUGCCAUGGAAGCACAGAGGAGAGACUUCCCCAAGGGGAUCCCUCAGUGCGGGACCGAUGCUCUGAGAUUCGCCCUUUGCUCUCACAGGACGCAGGGUGAAGACAUCAGUUUGUCCGUCUCUCAGGUCCUGAGCUGCAGGAACUUCUGUAAUAAAAUGUGGCAGACGCUGAGAUUCACACUGGGAGUGCUCGGCGACAACACGACACCAGUGACAACACUGGAAGAGACAGCUCCUCUGAGCAGCAUGGACCAGUGGAUCUGCUCCAGACUCUACAGCACAGCAGUGCAGUGUGAGGAAGCUUUUGAAGCCUACGAGCUGCACGCUGUCACGUCUGCCCUGUACUCAUUCUGGGUCCACAGCCUGUGUGACGUCUACAUGGAGUACAUGAAGCCUGUGCUGCUCCAGCAGGAUGACAGCGGCAGAUCGAGGCAGGUGGCCAGCAGUGUCCUCUAUCACUGUGUGUCGAUGUCUCUGGCCCUGCUCUCCCCUUUCAUGCCCUUCAUCACUGAGGAGCUGUGGCAGAGACUCCAACCGUUCAGACCCGGACCUGCUGCCCAGACCAACAGCCUGUGUUUACAGCCGUAUCCCUCCUCCUCUCAACUGGCACACUGGAAUUUCCCUGAAACAGAGAGAGACUUCUUGCUAGUCCAGGAAGUGAUCCGAGUCGCCCGCUCGCUACGAGCCCAGUGCGGCAUGACCAAAGAAAAACCUGUCAUGUGGGCAGUGUGUUCACCCAGCCAGGCUCAAGUCCUCCUUCAGUUCGGGUCAGCUGUUUGGACUUUGAGCCGGAUCUCCAACCUCCACCUCUACUGUCCUCACGGAGCAGACGACCUCCUCUCCACACACUCCGCUCCUCCUCCACCUGAAGGAAGCCUCCUCGGCGUGGUGGAUCACACCUGUCAGUUACACCUUCAUGUUCAGAGUGGGAUAAACGUCGACAAACAGAUCCUGCAGCUCUCUCGGCGCAGAGACAAGCUUGUCCCAAAGCUGGAGAAAAUCCUCUGCAGAGUCCGAUCUCCGGACUAUCUGACCAAAGCUCCCGCUCAUGUCAGAGAGCAGAUAGACAGCAAGAUGUCAGCCCUGCAGCAGGAACUGAAGACCGUUGAGGACCAGCUGAGAGUCCUUCAAGAGACCCAAAACUGACAAACUUGAAGAAUUAUUUAUGUUACCCGAGCUGGAGAUCUGAACACUACUUGAAUGAAGGAGAAAUAGCUUGCAUUAUAUCAUGAAUAUGUUGUUUAUGUAAUGCAGUAUCACUCCGUGAAGGUGUGAUACUGCAGGACUGCAAUGAGGAGAGUACUGCAGUGAAUGGAUUUUUAACCAGCUGCAGGUAUUCAUGGAAGUUUUCUGCACUUCAUUAGUCGCUCCUGAUCAGUAAAUGUGUGUCCUGUCGUGAUGUUUUACUUGUUGUGAUCACAAAAUGGCUUUUCUAUUAUGAAUCCUUCAUGUUGAUCAUUGUUUUUAAGCUGAUAAAGGUGUUUUCUCAUUGGGUAUGUCAGAAUUUUGAUGCCCUGGUCCAACAUAUAAGGCUAGUUAUGUAAAAAAAAAAAACGUCAGUCAGGUGGGGAUUACAUGUUAUGUUGCAUACUGGACAGCAAAUGUCCAUGAACUCACUCAAAAAUGAGACAGUAGUAUCACUUAAUAAUUUCUGCUGGCUGACUACAGGAAGUCAGUCUAAGUAUGACAUCAGCCACAGAAGUGGUGCAGAUUUUGGCAUGAAUACUGAGCCAAAGACGAGUGAGACAAAUCAUUUAUUUGGAAUUUGGAAGUAUUUCUAAAAACUAAAAACACCCACUCAUAAAAAUUGGACAACAGGGUUUCCCCUUCGCCGUCCUAGGAAGGGAUUUAGAAGUGGACAUACCAUUCCAUCUGUGUGCCAUCCAUCUUUUUGUCUGUCUCCAACAAGUCCCUCACUUCAGUGAAGUGCAAUACUUAAUCACUGGAGAGACCCUUUAAACCGACAGAGAAAACUGACUUUGGAUGCGAGUGUUACAGAGAUUAUAUGGUGAUUAAAAGGAAUGUAUGAUUAUUGGUGUGAAUGCUGGAAGCAACAAAGAAAAUUUUUAUUAUUA